AUGACGAGAAGACAUGAAGAGGAUGUUGAAAUUAUUGUACACCAUAUACUUGGUGUGGUUGAUUCAUUCUUGAGAAGGGGUGAUCAAUCUCAUCAAAUGAGAACACCUGAAACAAAACAAGGAGAGUUCAAGAAUCUAGUCUCUGAUGCAGCAAGGCCUUUUCUAGCAGCAAGAACAGAACAAUUCGUGAAUGAGUUGGAAUUGUUUCUUGCUUCAGGUUUCAACAUUGAAGCCUAUGAUGAAGCAUACAUGCAGCUGUUGGGUUGGAACACUCCUAGAUUGACUGGUGAGGCUGCAGAUGUAGAACAUAGUGAACACACACCAAUAGUCCCAUACUUGUAUAUUUUUUACGACGACUCUGAUGAAACUGAUUGAGGCUGCAGAAGGAGAACCUAGUGCAUUCACGCCCACCUGGAAUCCCAUAUUUAUGUCUUUG
Molecule: messenger RNA, 436 nt
Organism: Hevea brasiliensis (rubber tree)
Lineage: Eukaryota; Viridiplantae; Streptophyta; Magnoliopsida; Malpighiales; Euphorbiaceae
Exons: 3
Coding region: 1-375 (124 amino acids)
Source: RefSeq, a predicted model, not a curated record